AUGCCACCAAGAAGAGCAGCUUCUUCACAAAACAGUCAGGCUAAUGAUGAUGUACCUCCAGUUGAGGGUUUGCCUCCUGGACAGUCUUCAUCUUCUAGGGGUAGCUCUUUUGAUGACUUCAAGAAAUUGGGUCCUCCUUACUUUUCUGGUGCUACAGAUCCCACAGAGGCAGAGGCUUGGAUCCUGAAGAUGGAGAAAUUCUUUGGUGUAAUAGAUUGCUCUGAGGAGCAAAAAACCUCUUAUGCAGCUUUUAUGUUAGACAAAGAGGCAGAUCAUUGGUGGCGUAUGACUAGGAGACUUUUGGAGGAUCAGGGACCCAUAACAUGGAGACAAUUUCGGGAGGCUUUCUACAAGAAGUAUUUCCCUGACAGUGUUAGGCGGCAGAAGGUGGGAGAGUUUAUUCGUUUGGAACAGGGGGAUAUGACUGUGGCUCAGUAUGAGGCCAAAUUUACAGAGUUAUCACGUUUUUCCCCACAGUUGAUUGCUACAGAGGAGGAAAAGGCAUUAAAGUUUCAGGAUGGAUUGAAGCCUUAUUUGAAGAACAAAUAUCUAUUCUGA
Messenger RNA from Vitis riparia (riverbank grape), 558 nucleotides. RefSeq lists its product as uncharacterized. Bases 1 to 558 code for a protein of 185 amino acids. The record is from RefSeq and is a predicted model, not a curated record. The transcript has 2 exons. Lineage: Eukaryota; Viridiplantae; Streptophyta; Magnoliopsida; Vitales; Vitaceae.